Chlorocebus sabaeus (green monkey) is the source of this 1062-nucleotide messenger RNA. It is a transcript of the gene RNASE6, whose product is annotated as ribonuclease A family member 6. Gene Ontology annotation, molecular function: RNA nuclease activity; nucleic acid binding. Gene Ontology annotation, biological process: defense response to Gram-positive bacterium; antibacterial humoral response; defense response to Gram-negative bacterium. The record is from RefSeq and is a predicted model, not a curated record. Lineage: Eukaryota; Metazoa; Chordata; Mammalia; Primates; Cercopithecidae.
AGUUUUCAGUCAUGUUGUUUCUUUAAGUCGGCUUAGCCUUCCUGUAUACGCGUGAUAAUGAUACUGUUUUAAAGAACAGGCGUGAAAGUCUAAGAGUUUAAUCUAAACUCUGCACAAGAAGUUAAUCUGCCAAGCCCUAGGAUUCUCCUUCUGAAAGCUCAGAAUAUUUCUUCCCCUUCCCUACACACACAGGACUUGAAGGGUUAGAGAAGAAAGGCAGACAACAGCUUCUGAGCUUUGAACUAAUCACAGCCUCGGUUCUCAGUAGGAGCCCCAACACUGAGACCAGAAAAGAUGGUGCUACGCUUUCCUCUUCUUUUAUUGCUGCUGGUUCUAUGGGGACCAGUGUGUCUACUUCAUGCUUGGCCUAAGCAUCUCACCAGGGCUCAUUGGUUUGAAAUUCAGCAUAUACAGCCAAGUCCUCUCCAAUGCAACAGGGCAAUGAGUGGCAUCAACAAUUACACCCAGCACUGUAAGCAUCAAAAUACCUUUCUGCAUGACUCUUUCCAGAAUGUGGCUGCUGUCUGUGAUUUGCUCAGCAUCAUCUGCAAAAAUCGUCAGCACAACUGUCACCAGAGCUCAAAGCCUGUCAACAUGACUGAUUGCAGACUCACUUCAGGAAAGUACCCCCAGUGCCGCUAUAGUGCCGCCGGCCUGUACAAAUUCUUCAUUGUUGCCUGUGACCCCCCUCAGAAGAGCGACCCCCCCUACAAGUUGGUUCCUGUACACUUAGAUAGUAUUGUCUAAGGCAUCCACUGCUUUUCCUUUCAUUUGGCAUAGCUUCUGUUACAACCGCAUCCAUGUUUUAUUUUCUUUUGUUGAUUUUCCUGUUCCCACAGAAGAAAGAAGAAGGGUGUUGGGAGAAUUAGAGUGCCUAGGAUACCAGACCAGAGUUGAGACGAAAAGAAAUAAGAUUAUCUUCUGCUUUGUAGUUCUGUACUUUUCGAGAGAAGAGAAUAGGGAAGAGAGCAAAGAAAGAUUCCGAUUUCUAACCCUGCAACUUUUGCCAAGCUUUAUUGCCCUGUGUUCACAGCAAUAAAACCAUUUCCUGCUGCUUUCUAA